AUGAAUAGAUCUUUCCACGAGUCUUAUUAUUACAAAAAUUUGGCAAACAAUAAUAAAUCUAGAAGACUUUGGCUAUCUUAUUCACCAAGUAAGGAUCUUAUUUUUUGUAUUUCCUGUAAACUUUUUGGUUUACCAAAAGCCCAAAAAUCAAAUUUAGCUUUGAAUGGUUCAAAUGAUUGGUCUAAUAUACAAAGAAUUAUUAAUAAUCACGAACACUCACAUAAUCAUAUACAGUCAGAAAUCAGUCGGGGUCUAUAUUUACAAAGUAAUCGAAUUGAUCUAAAUGACCAAUUAAUUAUAUGUGCUAAUCGUGAAGUGGUUCGAACUGUUAUUGAGGUAUUGAUUUUUGCUGCUCGACAAAAUAUAUCGCUACGAGGACACAAUGAAAAUGUUCAAUCAUUAAACCGCGGAAAUUUUUUAGAACUAUUAAAAGUCAUAGGACGUCACAGUGCCCCUGUUAUGAUGCAUCUUGAAAAAAUAAACAAAAGUAAUAAUAACAGAUUAACAUGUAUGUCUUCUAAAAGUCAAGAAAAACUGUUGAGUAUAUUAGGUGAAAUGGUUCGAGCACAAAUAUUGAAAGAUGUGAAAAAUGCUUGCCAUUUUGCUGUUAUAAUUGAUACCACUACGGAUAUAUCAAACCAAGAACAGUUUACAUUUAUAGUGAGAUAUGUUAACAGUACUGGUGUAAUAGAAGAGCGAUUGUUGGCUUUAGAAACUGCAAGUGAUGCUACAGGACAAGGAUUAUUCAAUACCUUUUGUACAAUAACAAGUAAAUAUGACAUCAACUGGGAAAAACAUCUGUGUGCACAAUCAUUCGAUGGUGCAGCAUCUAUGCAAGGAAUUUAUUCAGGUCUACGAAGUUUUAUUCAACAUAAAAAUCCUAGAGCAAUUUACGUUUGGUGUUUUGCCCACAUAUUAAACUUAGUAGUGGUAGAUACAUGUGAUUCAUGUACUGAUACUAAAAAUUUUUUUGGAGAUGUUCAAUCAUUAGUAUUUUUUCUAAAAGCUCGCAAAAGAGCAGCUGUUUUUAUUGAAUGCCAAAAAAAAAAUGUAUAA
Macrosiphum euphorbiae (potato aphid) is the source of this 1056-nucleotide messenger RNA. The record is from the annotation of a GenBank genome assembly. Lineage: Eukaryota; Metazoa; Arthropoda; Insecta; Hemiptera; Aphididae.